This is a messenger RNA of Pelobates cultripes (western spadefoot toad), 1536 nucleotides long. The record is from the annotation of a GenBank genome assembly. Lineage: Eukaryota; Metazoa; Chordata; Amphibia; Anura; Pelobatidae.
AUGUUUAAUGGUCAGUCCCUCCCAGGGUCACAGUGUACUAAUGACAGUGACAUGUUUAAUGGUCAGUCCCUCCAAGGGUCACAGUGUACUAAUGGCAGUGACAUGUUUAAUGGUCAGUCCCUCCCAGGGUCACAGUGUACUAAUGACAGUGACAUGUUUAAUGGUCGGUCCCUCCCAGGGUCACAGUGUACUAAUGACAGUGACAUGUUUAAUGGUCAGUCCCUCCCAGGGUCACAGUGUACUAAUGGCAGUGACAUGUUUAAUGGUCAGUCCCUCCCAGGGUCACAGUGUACUAAUGGCAGUGACAUGUUUAAUGGUCGGUCUCUCCCAGGGUCACAGUGUACUAAUGACAGUGACAUGUUUAAUGGUCAGUCCCUCCCAGGGUCACAGUGUACUAAUGACAGUGACAUGUUUAAUGGUCAGUCCCUCCCAGGGUCACAGUGUACUAAUGACAGUGACAUGUUUAAUGAUCAGUCCCUCCCAGAGUCACAGUGUAAUAAUGACAGUGACAUGUUUAAUGGUUGGUCCCUCCCAGGGUCACAGUGUACUAAUGAUAGUGACAUGUUUAAUGGUCGGUCCCUCCCAGGGUCACAGUGUACUAAUGACAGUGACAUGUUUAAUGGUCAGUCCCUCCCAGGGUCACAGCGUACUAAUGACAGUCACAUGUUUAAUGAUCAGUCUUUCCCAGGGUCACAGUGUAAUAAUGACAGUGACAUGUGUAAUGGUCAGUCCCUCCCAGGGUCACAGAGUACUAAUGACAGUGACAUGUUUAAUGGUCGGUCCCUCCCAGGGUCACAGUGUACUAAUGACAGUGACAUGUUUAAUGGUCGGUCCCUCCCAGGGUCACAGUGUACUAAUGACAGUGACAUGUUUAAUGGUCGGUCCCUCCCAGGGUCACAGUGUAAUAAUGACAGUGACAUGUUUAAUGGUCGGUCCCUCCCAGGGUCACAGUGUACUAAUGACAGUGACAUGUUUAAUGGUCGGUCACUCCCAGGGUCACAGCGUACUAAUGACAGUGACAUGUUUAAUGGUCAGUCCCUUCCAGGGUCACAGAGUACUAAUGACAGUGACAUGUUUAAUGGUCAGUCCCUCCCAAGGUCACAGUGUACUAAUGGCAGUGACAUGUUUAAUGGUCAGUCCUUCCCAGGGUCUCAGCAUACUAAUGACAGUGACAUGUCUAAUGGUCAGUCCCUCCCAAGGUCACAGCGUACUAAUGACAGUCACAUGUUUAAUGGUCAGUCCCUCCCAGGGUCACAGCAUACUAAUGACAGUGACAUGUUUAAUGGUCGGUCCCUCCCAGGGUCACAGUGUACUAAUGACAGUGACAUGUUUAAUGGUCGGUCCCUCCCAGGGUCACAGCGUAAUAAUGACAGUGACAUGUUUAAUGGUCAGUCCCUCCCAGGGUCACAGCGUACUAAUGACAGUGACAUGUUUAAUGGUCGGUCCCUCCCAGGGUCAGAGUUUACUAAUACAGUUAUCUGUGAUGUUUAUGGGGUAUGCAACGCUCCCCUUAAGAUUUUGUUUAAAACUGAAUAA